Lactuca saligna is the source of this 1434-nucleotide messenger RNA. Lineage: Eukaryota; Viridiplantae; Streptophyta; Magnoliopsida; Asterales; Asteraceae. The record is from the annotation of a GenBank genome assembly.
AUGACUAUCAAAGAAGGAACUACGCAUUCAUUAGAUUCCUUGAAGUUGAAGAUGAUAAAGCUCUGGAGAAGAAAUUACAAGGCAUCAAUUGUAGGGGGGAAAGCGGUGGAAAUCAACAUCUCAAAGCAUCAACGAAAGCCAAUUCAACCCCAAGGAGACAAAAGGAGAAGGACCGCAAACAUAGAACCCAUGAAUCAAAACACCGCCGCCCGAAGUGAUUCAUACCAGAUUCCGAUGUUCAGAGAUAGUCUAGACCAUCAAGGAACGGUGCACUACUCUCAUGCGGUGAAAGAACAGACCAAAUAUCUGGGUGUACUCAGAAUUGCCAUCCACUUCGAUUGUUCCAUCGAUGCUAUUGCAUUCCUAGAAGACAAAAGUCGUUGGAAAGGCUGGUUUAUAUGGCUAGUUCGAGCCAAUCAACACGAACAGAAAGACGAAAGGAUGGCAUGGCUUAAAAUCCUUGGUGUUCCGCUCAAUCUUUGGGACGAAGAUAAUUUCAAAUUAAUAGCAAGUCGAUUUGGCAAGGUGAUCAACCCUUUUGAUAAUAUAUAUGGAAGGAGAGAUUACUCCAUGGGAAAGGUAGGCAUCCUCACGUCAGAAAAAUAUUGGAUUAACUCAGAAGUCACCAUGAAAUCCAAUGGCAAAGAAUUCCAGGUGGGGGUAGUGGAAUACAAUGAUGACUGGUCACCGUUCAAACCGGUUCCAUUUGACAAAGUGGAGGAAUCUGAUGUAGACGAAGCCGUCGAAGAUGAAGAAGAUACCGUGGGGAUAUCAGACACCUGGAUGGGAGAGGAAGAAAAUGAAUCAGAAGAAGAUGGGGAAUUUCGCCCUAAUCGCACCUACUCGGUCAAUUCUCCAAUGUCGGAAUCAGCUGUCCUAGCAGUCGGCGGCAAUACUCAAGCAUCUGCGGUCGAGAAUUCGAAAAGGUCUCCAGAUGCUGACCGGAUAGAGGGGAAUUUCGAAACAAUAAUCAAUGCACUUAUUUACUCAAAAGAUAUCGAGGUAACGGUUGGAGUUCCCAUUGUACCAACACAUUCAAAUACAUUAUCGGUGGAUGCAUCACAACCAAAUGUGGACCCCAUCAACCUCAUACCCUCCACUCUUGGACCAAUUGAAAAUCUUGGUCCAUGGGGGUGCUUUGGACCAUUCCCUAACAACAACUGCAUUCCCCUUUUUAAUUUUAAGUCCAUCCAAGCCCAAGAUAAGAUACACACACCAGACACUGAAUCCAACAGCGGAGACCCGAAACCUAAGAAAAGGAAAAGAGACAAAUCCCUUACUAACUUACCAAUUACUUCCUGCAUAUCGAAUACCUUACUCCCCCUUGACACUGGAACGACAACCAUUGACCUCAAUACUAAUCCCUCUAGACAUCAUGUCAUAGCAUCUUCAGGAGAUUGCAACAGCGAGUCAAACUCAAAAGAAAUUAUAUAG